Messenger RNA from Stegastes partitus (bicolor damselfish), 3146 nucleotides. RefSeq names its product transducin-like enhancer protein 4. Gene Ontology annotation, biological process: negative regulation of canonical Wnt signaling pathway; regulation of DNA-templated transcription. The transcript has 20 exons. Gene Ontology annotation, molecular function: transcription corepressor activity; protein binding. The record is from RefSeq and is a predicted model, not a curated record. Gene Ontology annotation, cellular component: transcription regulator complex; nucleus. The coding region runs from base 456 to 2774 and encodes 772 amino acids. Lineage: Eukaryota; Metazoa; Chordata; Actinopteri; Pomacentridae.
CGUUAACGGAGGCGAGUCGGAAAUAAAGCGACACAACGAGGAGGGACGCGGCGGAGAAGGCUGAGUGUCGGCGGACAAAGCAGGGUCAUGAGUGCAAGGAAAAAGAAAAGUUGAUGCUUCGUAGGAAAAAUCAGAGAAAAUAAAGGAUUCGUUGUUAAUUUGGGAGAAGAAGGAAAGAUUUGUGCGCAUUGAAUGAGGUGAUUGUAUUUUUUUAUUUUCUGGAGAAGACUGAUGCAACUUUCAUUAUCGCACUAAAUGGACUUUUGAAAUACUGUGUUUGACCAGCCAGAGGUCCGAGGAUGUGUCCAGCUUUCACGGAACCUGCACGCAGCCCGAGAACCGGCCACUGACUGACCUUUUUUUUUUUUUUUUUUUUUACGCACGGGGGGAGAAAGAUCGGUUCCCGUUCGUUUUGUUUUCUUGUUCGUGUGGAUGAACUUUACAAUACAUUUUUAAUGAUUCGAGAUCUGAGCAAGAUGUACCCCCCGGCACGGCAUCCGGUCCCCCACCAGCCGGGACAGCCGUUCAAGUUCACUGUCACCGAGUCCUGCGACCGGAUCAAGGAGGAGUUCCAGUUCCUGCAAGCCCAGUAUCACAGUCUGAAGCUGGAAUGUGAGAAGCUGGCCAGUGAGAAGACGGAGAUGCAGAGACACUACGUGAUGUACUACGAGAUGUCGUACGGCCUCAACAUCGAGAUGCACAAGCAGGCGGAGAUCGUCAAGCGGCUGAACGCAAUCUGCGCCCAAGUCAUCCCCUUCCUCUCUCAAGAGCAUCAGCAGCAGGUGGUGCAGGCGGUGGAGAGGGCCAAGCAGGUCACCAUGGCUGAGCUCAACGCCAUCAUAGGACAGCAGCAGCUCCAAGCUCAGCACCUCUCCCACGGCCACGCCAUCCCCGUCCCGCUCACGCCCCACCCGGCCGGCCUCCAGCCCCCUCUGCCCCCCGGGGCCAGCACCGCCAGCCUGCUGGCUCUGUCCUCGGCCCUGAGCCACCAGCUGCCGCUCAAAGACGAGAGGAAGCACCACGACAACAACAGUGAACACGCCAGAGACAGAGACUCAGUCAAGAGCUCGUCCGUGUCUCCGUCGGCCAGUUUCCGGGCCGGAGAGAAGCACCGCAGUUCCAGUGAUUACUCGUCCGACAGCAAGAAGCAGAAGACGGACGACAAGGAGCUGACCUCCACGCGCUACGAAAGCGACGGAGAGAAGAGCGAUGACAACCUGGUGGUCGAUGUCUCCAAUGAGGAUCCGGCGUCUCCUCGAGGAAGCCCCGCCCACUCGCCUCGGGAGAACGGAUUGGACAAAAGCCGCCUGCUGAAGAAGGACGCGCCGCUGAGUCCGUCCUCCAUCGCCUCCUCCAGCAGCACACCUUCAUCCAAGUCCAAAGAGAUUAAUUUGAAUGAGAAGUCCACAACCCCCGUGUCCAAGUCCAGCACCCCGACGUCUCGCUCCGAAGCCCCGACGCCCAGCAGCACCUCCACCCCGGGCCUGAGGUCCGCACCCAGCAAACCGUCGGGAGUGGAGACUCUGGCUCCUGGUCUCCGCACACCGCUGGCAGUGCCCUGCUCGUACCCGGGUCCGUUCGGGAUGGUUCCUCACCCAGGCAUGAACGGAGAGCUCAGUGGAGCCGGAGCAGCCUACAGCAGUCUCCACAACAUCUCCCCACAGAUGAGCGCGGUCGCUGCCGCCGCCGUGGCAGCGUACGGACGCACGCAAGUGGUGGGAUUCGAUCCUCACCACCACAUACGUGUCCCCGGCCUCCCUCCCAACCUGUCGGGCAUCCCUGGUGGAAAACCAGCUUACUCCUUUCAUGUGAGCGCCGACGGACAAAUGCAGCCUGUGCCUUUCCCUCCGGACGCGCUGAUUGGCCCCAGCAUCCCGCGCCACGCUCGGCAGAUCAAUACCCUGAGCCACGGGGAGGUGGUGUGCGCCGUGACCAUCAGUAACCCGACGCGUCACGUCUACACCGGCGGCAAGGGCUGUGUCAAGGUGUGGGACAUCAGUCACCCGGGCAACAAGACCCCCGUAUCCCAGCUGGACUGCCUUAACAGAGAUAACUACAUCCGCUCCUGUCGGCUACUUCCGGACGGACGGACUCUCAUCGUCGGGGGCGAAGCCAGCACGUUGUCCAUCUGGGAUCUGGCGACGCCGACUCCUCGGAUCAAAGCAGAACUGACUUCGUCGGCGCCUGCUUGCUACGCUCUGGCCAUCAGCCCCGACUCCAAAGUCUGCUUCUCCUGCUGCUCCGACGGAAACAUAGCUGUCUGGGAUCUUCACAACCAGACUCUGGUCAGGCAGUUCCAGGGCCACACCGACGGAGCCAGCUGCAUAGACAUCUCCAACGACGGGACCAAGCUGUGGACCGGAGGUCUGGACAACACCGUCCGGUCCUGGGACCUGAGGGAGGGACGCCAGCUCCAGCAGCACGACUUCACCUCCCAGAUCUUCUCGCUGGGUUACUGUCCAACGGGCGAGUGGCUGGCGGUGGGGAUGGAGAACAGCAACGUGGAGGUCCUGCACGUCACCAAACCGGACAAGUACCAGCUCCACCUGCACGAGAGCUGCGUGCUGUCGCUCAGAUUCGCGCAUUGUGGGAAGUGGUUCGUGAGCACAGGAAAAGACAAUCUGCUGAACGCGUGGAGGACCCCGUAUGGAGCGAGCAUAUUCCAGUCAAAGGAGUCAUCCUCAGUGCUGAGCUGCGACAUCUCCAUAGAUGAUAAGUACAUUGUGACAGGCUCAGGAGACAAGAAAGCGACCGUCUACGAGGUCAUCUACUAGGAGAGCUCUGGUCAUUCAGCUACAAGGCCAUCCUUCCAUCCAGGUCUGACGUCUCCAUCACCUAUGUACAAUUUUUAAUGUGUAUAAAGUCGAGUUGAAUGGAACAAACCAAACGCUCUCUUGGACCGUGACCUUCCUUUGAUCUACCCGGCUGGUCGUGGAACAAGUGGAACUAAGCACAGAGAUUUUUUUUGUUCUUUUGCUCUUAAGUGGCUUUUUGUUCUUGUGAGGAUGAAUGAAUGUCCGUGUGCGCCGACUCUGAAGUGAGCGCUGUUGUCUGCAUAACAUUCCUUUAUGUAACAAUUGACAUAAGCCUCCCAUGUAUUUGCUUUUAUCCGACAUGUUGGGUAAAGUACCAAAAUGUACUUUGUG